AUGCUGCUACCAACGUCAGGCAUCGGGGAAAUUUGGAAAGCGGUUGGUGAUUUUGGGCCAUUUCGGAAAUGGCUUCUGCUGCUCACCUUGUUUCCCUGCCUCAGUGUGGCUUUCCACCAGUUUUGCCAGCUUUUUAUGGUUCAACACGUGCCGCACCGCUGCGACACCAGCUGGAUCCGUGCCAUCGGCCCCAACCUGACGGAGGAAGAGCAGCUGAACCUCACCGUGCCCCGGGACGCAGACGGGGCGUACGAGCAGUGCUCCAUGUACUCGCCGGUGGACUGGGACCUUGGCUCCAUCAUGCUGUAUGGCCUGAACGCCACGGAGAAGUGCACCAAAGGCUGGGUGUACCCCGCGGCGCAACCGCCGUCCCUGCUGACCGAGUUUGACCUGGUGUGUGACAGGAAGGACCUGAACGACAUCUCCCAGUCCAUCUACAUGAUGGGGCUGUUCUUGGGAUCCAUGAUUUUUGGGCCACUAAGUGACAGGAUCGGCCGCCGGCCAGUCAUUCUGAUCUCCAUCUUCCUCCAGGGCUUGUUUGGUGUAGGAAUUGCCUUUGUGCCCCAUUUCUAUGUGUACAUGGCCUUCAGAUGUGUCGUGGGGGCUUCUGUGUCAGGGAUCACCAUGACGAUACUGGCUUUAGCUACAGAAUGGGUUGGUGUCUCCUCCCGGCCAAAGGCAGUGCUUAUUUCUCACUGCUGUUUCGCCAUCGGACAGAUGAUUUUGGCUGGCUUGAGUUAUGGUAUUCGCAACUGGAGGCUGCUGGAGAUUGCGGGAUCUGCUCCUAUAUUUGCCUUAUUCUUCUACAUCUGGGUGUUGCCAGAAUCAGCUCGGUGGCUGGUGACAAAAGGCAGAAUAGAAGAAGCGAAGAAGGUCCUUCAGAAGGCGGCAUCCAUCAACAAGCGCACCAUCUCACCAGAACUCCUUGAGCAGUUGAAGCCUGAGAAACAGACCAAGUCUGGAAGUCCUCUGGAUCUCUUUCGGAAGAAACACCUCCGGAAGGUGACUUUAAUCAUGUCGUGCGCCUGGUUUGUGAACAGCCUUGUCUACUACGGGCUGAGUCUGAAUGUGACAAAUUUUGGUCUGGACAUCUACCUGACACAGCUUGCGUUCGGAGCAGUGGAAAUCCCAGCCCGUAUUGGUUGUAUCUUCCUUCUGCAGUGGCUCGGGAGGAAGAAAAGCCAGGCUGUUCUCCUGCUGCUGAGUGGCCUGGUGUGCCUGAUCAUCACUGGCAUCCCUGAAGACCAGCCUGUGACCACCACCAUCCUGGCCGUCCUUGGCAAGUUCACCGCCUCGGCCUCCUUCUCCACCUCCUACGUCUACUCGGCAGAGCUCUUCCCCACGGUGGUCAGGCAGACCGGCGUGGGACUGUGCUCCAUGUCGGCGCGGCUGGCGGGGAUCAUGGCCCCGCUGACCCGCCUCCUGGGCCGGUACCACCGGGCCGUCCCCAUGGCCGUCUUCGGGAGCGCCCCUGUGGUGGGGGGGCUGCUCUGCCUCCUCUUGCCCGAGACCCGCGGCACCGACCUGGCGGACGACACGGGGGAUGGCUGCCCCCCAACGCAGGUCUGUGAAAAUGCCAACAGCAGCUCUGAAAAUGGACACAUAAAAGGAAAAGGAGGUGGCCGAGACAAUGAGGGCACAAAGACCACUCACUUCUAG
Haliaeetus leucocephalus (bald eagle) is the source of this 1659-nucleotide messenger RNA. Its product is annotated as solute carrier family 22 member 13-like. Lineage: Eukaryota; Metazoa; Chordata; Aves; Accipitriformes; Accipitridae. Gene Ontology annotation, cellular component: membrane. Gene Ontology annotation, biological process: transmembrane transport. Gene Ontology annotation, molecular function: transmembrane transporter activity. The coding region runs from base 1 to 1659 and encodes 552 amino acids. The transcript has 10 exons. The record is from RefSeq and is a predicted model, not a curated record.